This is a messenger RNA of Alligator mississippiensis (American alligator), 2628 nucleotides long. RefSeq names its product serine/threonine kinase like domain containing 1 (gene STKLD1). The coding region runs from base 20 to 1618 and encodes 532 amino acids. NCBI's taxonomy places the organism in Eukaryota, Metazoa, Chordata, Crocodylia, Alligatoridae. Gene Ontology annotation, molecular function: protein serine/threonine kinase activity; ATP binding. Gene Ontology annotation, biological process: protein phosphorylation. The transcript is spliced from 13 exons. The record is from RefSeq and is a predicted model, not a curated record.
CGAGCAUGCCCGGGGGGUCAUGCCCAUGCAGGAGGCCUCCAGCCCAUCCGGGCCCGGCAGUGUGCCUGGGGGCUCGUGCCAGCCGGGGCAGGUUGGGGGGAGGCCGCUGCCCUGCGGGGGUGUCCACACAGGCCGUCCCCCUCUUCCGCUGGGACGGAUCGCGUCGCGGGGCUGCGAGCGCCGCGUUCCUCAUCUGAAAGCUGCCCCCACGCGUGGAGCGAGUGCCGCCGGGAUGCGGUUCGGGCUGCCGACCGCGGCGCCCGGCUCCCAGCCCUGCCCGUGUCUGCCGCAGGUGGAGUGCGUGGACGAACACCAAGCCGGCCGGGCCCUGGCGGAGGCAACGGACCUGCUGAAACUUCAGCAUGCAAACAUCUGUGCUUACAAAGAAUUGUUUAUUUCAUGGGAUAAUAAGAUUUCGUCUUUGUUUCUUUGUCUGGUGACGCAAUACUUGGACCACGGAGACCUUUCAUCUCUCAUCAAAGCAAACAGGCAGAAGUUAAAGAAAAUGGAACAUACGGUGAUUUCGAAGUUCCUGGGACAGAUGGUGGAUGCUUUGUUUUAUAUACACAAACAAAAUAUUUUUCACAGAAACCUCAAACCUUCUAACAUCCUUUUAACUGGUGAAGCGUCCUUCAUGCUUUGUGAUUUCAGUGUAGAAACACUUAUGACUGAUGAAGUGAAAUGGAAGAUAAGAGUAGAAGAAGCAGAUCCUGACAGUAAAUCCUGGAUGGCCCCAGAAGCACUCUGUUUCUCCUUUAGUGAGAAGUCUGACAUCUGGUCUCUAGGUUCUAUUCUACUUGACAUGAUGACCUGCUUCUUUCUGAAAGCAGGAGAGAUAAUGUCAUUACUGAAGGAGAUUAGACAGGACACCAGCAGUCUUGGGAAGGUUCUGACGUUAACGCAGAACAGGGAUAAAAGUUAUUUGCCUUUGUGCCCUGUUUUACUUAUGAUGCUGAAGAUUCAGCCCAGUAUGAGACCCACAGCAAAGGAUCUGAUUGAUAGUCCCUGUAUUGUGGAAUGUCUGACUCUUGCUGGUUCACCUUUAUUGAAGCAGGAAAAACAUUUGCCCCCAGAAAUAGUAGAUGUGCUCAUUGAAGGAGGAAUUGAAAGUGCUCUAAAAUUUAUGCAGACUUACCAUGACAUAGAGGAGGCUCAAGCAAAAGCAAUAAAGCACAUCACCAGCUUACUAGAAAAUGAAAGUGCCUUAGGAUAUCUGCUCAGACUUACAAGACCUGUCACUUCUGCAAUGAGGACUCACAUAGAUUCUCUCGAGCUACAAUUAGAUGGCUGCAGAUUACUGCUUGAUGUUGUUGGCCAAGCACUAGAACAGAACCUGGAUGUGGAGGUGGUAGUUGAUGAGGAUGUAAUCAACUCUCUGUUAAAGACAAUGAGAACAUAUUCAGAAAAUGAAGAGCUGCUCUCCUUGGUUUGCACAUUACUGAUGAUGAUUUCGAUCAGUGAAAUCACUGCAGAAAAACUGAGGAAAGCUGGAGUCAUCUCGGAUGUCCUGACUAUUACAAGCAAUUUUCUUCAUAAUGAAAAAAUCUGUGCCUCUUGUUCGGGAGUUCUCUGGAGCUUGGCUUCAAAUGAAGUCCCCUUGACUGAGGAGGUGGCCUGACUUACAAAACCAGUUGGCCCAAGAAGUCUGGUAAUUAAGCCACAGUUCAUCCGAGAAGGUGUCUGGAGCUCUGUGCCAUCAUGGCUAGACUUCAUCUGGUGCACAAGUCUGUUCAUUUAAAUCUAGUUCAGGCAUAUCUAUACUGUACUCUGGUCUGCAGUGCAAAUACACCCUUUGUGUUUCAAGUCAUGAGGCCCUGGAGGGAGAAACUUGAAUCCAAGUGCCUUCAUGGUGGUACUCGGGGGGGGGGGGGAAGGAUUUGCUUAAAUUAUUGGGAUUUUAGAUGCCUUACUAGAUUAGCCCUGGCCUUGUGGGACUACAGCAGCUGGAUAAUGAGGCCCCAUUUCUGUGAAAGGAUAAUUGUCUGUGCUUAUUGUGCCUGGGAGACCAAAGGAGAGACUGCCAGAGCCAUGAGGCUAAGAGGGGCAUAAAAACAUGUGAACCCAUUGUGCCAGAUGCAAACCCAACAGCCUGGUGAGUGUUCAUAGAGGGGCAGUUUGACCUGGAUGGUGACAUGGCUAUUCUGUUUUAUAGGCUUGUCAUAUCUCACAAUCUAAAAACUCAGAAAAAAAUGGUAGUUGCAGCAGAAAGACAUAGCCAGUGAACACCGAUCAGCAGAAUUUUCAUGGUGCUGGUACUGAAUUAGUGCCAUAGGGCACUAUGGUGGUGUCGGAGGUGAAACCUUUUCAGUGAAAGGAAAAUAUGAGGCUUUGACCAUUUGGCAGUAUUGACCAAUUCCUGCCUAUUGAAAUUUUUCCUGCAGGUUCAACUAUGUAUUCUCCUGUGUGAUCUACUGGUAUGAUUUCCUGUAUGCUAGGUUCUAUCCUGGAAGGUUAGACAGAGCCAGUACAGCAUAUACUAGUUUGUAUGUCAUGAUAUAAUUGCAAAGCCCUAGGAAAUGGAAGCAGCUGAAAUAAUGCAAGGUUAUUUUUUUUAAUGUAAAAAAAACAGGUAAUGGUAGGAAUCUGGAAUAUUUUAAAAUAAACCAUAUAUUACAGGGCUUAUUUAAA